Trypanosoma cruzi is the source of this 1341-nucleotide messenger RNA. RefSeq lists its product as uncharacterized. The record is from RefSeq and is a predicted model, not a curated record. The coding region runs from base 1 to 1341 and encodes 446 amino acids. Gene Ontology annotation, cellular component: cytosol; phagophore assembly site membrane; extrinsic component of membrane. NCBI's taxonomy places the organism in Eukaryota, Euglenozoa, Kinetoplastea, Trypanosomatida, Trypanosomatidae. The transcript has a single exon. Gene Ontology annotation, biological process: autophagy of mitochondrion; nucleophagy; protein lipidation. Gene Ontology annotation, molecular function: protein binding; phosphatidylinositol-3,5-bisphosphate binding; phosphatidylinositol-3-phosphate binding.
AUGUCGAGUGUCGUUCAAACUAUUGCUGCCAGCGUUGGGGGGCGUUUCCUCCUUCUCGGAUGCGCAGAUGGUCUCAGGGCGUAUGAUGUCCAUUCAUUGGGGAUCGUGAAAAAAAUAAUUCCAAGUGCGGGCGAGACGCCAGCAACUCGCGGUUGUCGUGCGGUGGGUGGCCCCGUACGUGUGGUUGCUGUUCUUGGUGAAACCCCGCUGAUUGCAUUUGUGCUUGAGGGUGGUGUGACGUCCGAGUUGGUUUCCGAAGGGGAAUUGGAGGGAGCAGCAGUGAGUGGCAGGUCGACCUCGUCUGUAGCAUCGACCUCGCGUGUUCUUUGCCUGUACGAUGCGUCCAAGGGUCAGAGAAUGGCGGAGUUGCACUUUGAGACUGAAGUAGUAGGAAUUCAGAUGAACACGAGGCGCCUGGUCGUUGCUCUGGUGGAGUGCAUCCACGUCUUUGACCUUUUAACUCUGGAACGCCUUGCGGAGUUGCGCACGGCAUCCCCGCCAAACCCAAAUGGUCUUCUUGUGCUCUCAGAACUGACAACCAACGUCCAUGGCGAAGCUGUCAGCUAUUUGGCAUUCCCGCAGUCGGACCAGGGGUAUGGGGAUGUGUGGGUGGCCCAAAUCACUGAGAAGCCGAUGGAUCGUGAGGGAGAAUGGACGGAUGUGGUGAACGCCUCUGGCGGGAAGCGAUGCGGUUUUGUUGAGCGCGUUUCUAUUGUAAAGGCACAUCAUCGUGCGGUGGUAUGUAUGGCAAUGACGCGGGACGGCACGAGACUUGCCACAGCCUCGGAGCGAGGUACAACAGUAAAAGUUUUUGAGCCUUCUUCUGCCCGGCUGUUGUGCCAUUUUCGCCGCGGUGUGAAAGCUGCACGGAUGCUUUCUCUCUCAUUUGACACAUCGUGUGCUUCGUCGGGACUGCGGCUUGCCGCUCUGAGUAACCGGGGUACGCUGCAUGUUUUUCGAUGUUCCUCCACAGGCGGUAGUGAAUUAGUAGUCCAUGAGUCAUUGCUACCAUACACUGGCUCGGAAAUGCGGAGCUUUGCUCAGGUGACGGUGGGUAAGGCGUCCACUGCGUCGUGUGCGUCACCGAGUCUUGGUUUGAAUUGCACAAUGGGACACGAAUUGCAGUGCUGCUUCUUCUCCCAGGAUGGACAAUUUGUGUAUGUCGUGCUCCCGGCGCCGUGUGUCAUGGAGGAGAAUACGGCUCGCAUACAGGAUGCAGCAGGCAGUGGCGUUUCUUUGCUGAGCGAACUGAAGGCAGAUGUUGGCGCCCGUUGGAUGCUGCAGAAGUACGCCAUCCACAUGCACGGGUGUGAACUCGUGAACUCGCACGUGCUGAACUGA